Messenger RNA from Psilocybe cubensis, 717 nucleotides. RefSeq lists its product as uncharacterized. The record is from RefSeq and is a predicted model, not a curated record. The coding region runs from base 1 to 717 and encodes 238 amino acids. NCBI's taxonomy places the organism in Eukaryota, Fungi, Basidiomycota, Agaricomycetes, Agaricales, Agrocybaceae. The transcript has 3 exons.
AUGCCUCCUGCUUCAUUACCACCACCACCCAAGCCAUGGCCCAUACCAAACUUCCAGCUCCGUAUCGACGACCUUGACCAUGAAGGCGUCGACAUUUUCUUGGCCGCUGUCAACCCCAAACAAGCCAUGCACGCAGCCGUCAUGACCAGCUUCCAAUUCCUCUACACCCAGCGCACCGUGCCCCGGACCGUUCGCCAGAUAAACCUCGUGCUUCGCCCGAUGGAUGGCGUCGCCUACACUUUUGGCUCACAAACCCUCAAGGAGAUCCAUUUUUCCUUGGAUUACAUCAAACGCACCGCCAACAGAGCCCGCGAUGAGAUCAUGGGUGUCCUCGUUCACGAGGUCGUCCACUGCUUUCAAUACAACGCCUUUGAUACUUGCCCGAGCGGUCUGAUCGAAGGCAUUGCAGACUUUGUGCGUCUCCAUGCAGGUCUUUCCCCGCCCCAUUGGAAGCGCACCGGUGGCGAUAGAUGGGACAUGGGGUAUGAAAAGACUGCGUAUUUUCUAGACUGGAUUGAGAACCGCUAUGGAGAGGGAACCAUACGCGAGCUCAAUGCCGCAAUGAAAGAUACCCAAUACCACCGCCGCAUCUUUAAAGAGCUCACAGGCAGGCCUGUGCGCAAGCUCUGGGCUAUGUAUUGCAAGAGUCUCGAAGAGUCGUCCGACGCAGAGACGACCGAGGGCUUCCUUCUCCUCCAUCACGAAUACGAGUCUUGA